Molecule: messenger RNA, 1263 nt
Organism: Durio zibethinus
Lineage: Eukaryota; Viridiplantae; Streptophyta; Magnoliopsida; Malvales; Malvaceae
Product: chaperonin-like RbcX protein 2, chloroplastic
Biological process (GO): ribulose bisphosphate carboxylase complex assembly
Molecular function (GO): protein folding chaperone
Source: RefSeq, a predicted model, not a curated record
UUUGGACCUCAAAAACUUUCUGGUUCAAGCUUCACCUACCCUUUCAAAAACACCACAUUCUUCUCACCUUUCCUUUGCACCAACAGGACUUUUCAUUUCCUUUUUUUUCCCAUUCUCCUAUUUCCUUGUUCAUGAAUCUUUGACUGAACUCUUCAAACUCUCAUUUCCUUUGAUACCAACUACCAUAGUCAUCAUUUUCUUUAGUUGGUAUCUUUUUAUUUUCUUGAAUUACACCUUCCAAUUAUUAUAAAAAUAACAAAAGCAAAACCCUGAUCAGUUUAUUGGUUUUUUUUUUUUUUGAAGUUUUUAACUGUUGUUGUUUUAAGCUCAACUUCACCAAGAAAUAUGGUGGGGGCUUUAUCUGUGGUGGGUUCAUCGGUUAUGGACUCUCACACUGGUCCAUGUUUGUGCUUGGAUGCAUUGCCAUCGACCAACAUGAACCUCAAAAGUGGUGGCUUAUUGGUCUUGCGGAGGAAUUCAAUAAAAAGAAAACAUACGGCGGCAAGGCCAGGGUCCAUAUUGGAGUUAGGCAGCUCUUUUGUAGAUUCAUGGCGUCAUAGUAGGUUGUCAUCCAAAAUGAUUCCAGGUAUUGUGAAUAAGAGUUCAAAGAAGAUGCAGCGUAAGGACCGGAGGCUUGUAGUUUUCAACAAUUUAGGAGGGCAGUAUGAAGACAGUUUUGAGGAUGUUAAAACGCAAUUACUCAACUAUUUCACAUAUAAAGCAGUGAGGACUGUUCUUCAUCAGCUCUAUGAGAUGAAUCCACCACAAUAUACAUGGUUCUAUCAGUUUGUUGCAACAAAUAAGCCCAGUGAUGGCAAGCGUUUCAUACGCGUCCUUGGGAAGGAGAAGCAAGAGCUUGCUGAAAGAGUGAUGAUAACAAGGCUUCAUUUGUAUGGGAAAUGGGUUAAGAAAUGUGACCAUGCUCAAAUAUACAAAGAGAUUUCUGAUGAGAACUUGGAAUUGAUGCGCGAAAGGCUCAUGGAGACUGUGGUUUGGCCCUCUGAUGAUACGAACGCAGAGAAGAUUGGCUGAGGGGAUGCAACUCUAUCUGAUUUUUUUGCUUUUUCACCUUUUCUUUCUUCUCUUCUUGUUAUUAGCCUUAGGUAUCCUUUCCGUAGAAUCAACAAGUUUGGUCCCAAUGAAUGUUGUUACUUUAUAUUUUUUUCACCCAGCUAAUAGGCAUUGCUGAACACUGUUUAUUAUAAAUCUUAUAUAAUUAAGUACUACCAAUCAUUUCAGAUGGUUCUAAAGGAAGUAACUGAA